Caenorhabditis elegans is the source of this 5078-nucleotide messenger RNA. It is a transcript of the gene kdin-1, whose product is annotated as KAP NTPase domain-containing protein. NCBI's taxonomy places the organism in Eukaryota, Metazoa, Nematoda, Chromadorea, Rhabditida, Rhabditidae. The transcript has 26 exons. The record is from RefSeq and is marked reviewed. Bases 231 to 4676 code for a protein of 1481 amino acids.
UUUCAGCUUUCAAACAAAUAAAAAGAAAAACACAACAAUUCUUCAUCGAUUUGCGAAGAAAAACUGCUGAUCGAAAUUAGUAUUUAUACUAAACAAGCGUCUGGAAAGUUUGUAUAUGACGAAGGACCACUGAAAGCAAGAGAAAAUAGAGAAAUCCAAGAAAUAUUGUGACGCGUUGUGGAGACCCAGGACGUUAGGGGAAAGAAGACGAGAAGAAGCAGCGAGGAGCCAUGGUUCAAACACUGAGAAGACCGUGGCAAGAAGCGGCAAGCAGUGCUUUUGCCGUCGCCAGUGCUCUUCCGGUGACUAUGAAUAGUACACAAAUUGCUGAGCUCUUCGAACAGGUUGAGCAUGGCACCACAGAACUCAGAUGUGCACUCACCGCAGAAAUAUCAGCUCUCAGAAACGCUAAUGGAGAAUCACUUCUCACAGUUGCCGUUCGAUCAGGAAACACAGCAGUUGCCAAACAAUUAGCACAAUUGGAUCCAGACGCAAUUGAUGAAACUGACAAUGAAGGUUGGAGUGCUCUUCUGAAUGCAGCUCACUGUGGUCAUGUUGACAUUGUUCGAUUAUUAAUUGAUAAUGGAGCAUCUGUUGAUCAACCUGAUUUAAUGGGAUGGAGUCCUCUUAUGUGGGCAGUUUAUAAAAAUCAUUUAGAUGUGGUUGAUCUACUUGUUAACGCAAAAGCUCAUGUAAAUCUUAUUGACGAAGAAGACGGACUCACACCGUUAAUUGUAGCUUCUGGACGUGGAUUUUCACAAAUUGUAGAGCGAUUAAUUGAUUCAGAUUGUCAGGUAAAUGCCUGUGACAAAUUCGGAAGUACUGCAUUAAUUUGGGCAGCUCGAAAAGGACAUCUUCCUGUUGUACAACUACUUUUAAAUUCUGGAGCUGAGGUGGAUGCAGUUGGAAUGUACUCAUCCACAGCUUUAAUGUUGGCAACACGUGGAAACUUUAUUCAAGUAGUUGAGCUUCUUCUGACACGAGAACCAAAUGUUAAUGUAGCUGAUCAAAAUGGUUUGACAGCUCUCGGAAUGGCAGCUCGUGAUGGAUAUGCUGAUAUAUGUGAAUCUCUUAUUAAUUCGGGUGCUUUUGUGAAUCAGUGUGAUAGAUUUGGAAACUGGAUUCUUACGUCAGCAGUUCGAAGUGGAAAUGCGGCAAUUGUUAGAAUGAUUCUCGACAAAUUUGCUGAUAUCAAUUGUCAAGACUCUGAAAAACGGACACCACUUCAUCUGGCCAUCGAUAAAUCAUUCAAUGAUAUCGCCUACAUUUUAUUGGAGAAAAAACCGAAUUUGGAACUGAAAAAUAAGGACGGUGAAACUCCACUUCUUCGUGCUGCUAAAUGUCGUCAUGUACAUCUGUGUACCUACUUGAUGAGUUUCGGAGCUAAACUCGCUGCAGUUGAUAAUUGUGGAGAUAAUGCACUUCAUUUGGCACUGAGAGCACGUAGUCGACGAUUAACACAGGCACUUUUGUCCAAUCCAUCAGAUUCUCGGUUACUGUACCGACCCAAUAAGCUUGGUCAGACACCGUAUUCCAUUGACUUAUCAAAUCCUCAACCUAUUCUGCCACUAAUUUUUGGACCAAUUGAUGCGGAAGAUAAAAUGGAUACAGCUAUGGGAUAUGAUGUAUAUUCUAAUGUUUUAGCUGAUAUUGUGUGUGAACCUUCUCUUUCUCUUCCACUUACAAUUGGACUUUACGCCAAAUGGGGAUCCGGAAAAUCAGCACUUCUCGCAAAAUUGAAAGAGGCAAUGCACAGUUUCUCAAGGGAUUGGCUUGAUGGAGUUUCGCUUUCAGUUUCGUUUGCCUUAUUCUUUGCCAUAUUCCUCUUUUUUGGAAUGUUCUCACUAACUUUUACAAUGCUCAUUGCCAUUUCUAACUCAGUCACAGCAUAUCUCAUCUCAUGGUCCGUCUUUCUUCUCAUUUUCAUCAUAUUCUGUUCACUGAUUGUUGUGGUUUAUUAUGGGGAUCGCAAGAACUGGUAUACUUCAAUGGAUAUAGCCAAUUUUUUUGCACGGGUGUUCAGUCGGAUCCGAUUGGUUUACAACAUUUUAACACUUCAUGCACCGAUGAACAGUGAAGAUAGUGCAAGUAUGCCUGUUAGUUUUCUCUUUGCCGACUACCACCGUCUUUCUUCUAUUGGAGGCGAGCAAGCUCUUGCUAAAAUCGUGGCGACAUUGUUCGAGGCAGCUGAAACUCAUUUUGGAGUGCUUCCAGUUCGACUUUUCUGUUGCAUGAAACCACCAUACCAAUACAUUGACACUGGUUUCGGAUUCACUUCUCCAUUUUCACGUACUACUUAUCGUAGUUUACAGCAACCAAAUGCGCACCAACAAGCUGGAAUUCAUGGAUCUUUACGUCGUCACUGCGGUGUUCCCCAUGUUAUUCUUCUGAUCGUUGCCGUCUUUCUACUAAUCAUGGCUCAAGUUUUUGGAACAGUUUGGCUACUUUCUGAUCGAGAUCCGAAUAACUUCAAUCUAUUCAUAGCAAUUGCAUUCCUUUGUGGAUUUGUAAUGAUUGCCAUCUAUCCAUUAGCAUUAAUUAUAAUGUAUUCAUGGACAAAUGUACCAAGACGAAGAGUCAAUGCAGCUGCUCGGAAUGCUCAUAAAUUACGAUUUGAAGGUCUAAUGCAAAAGUUACAGACCGAGGUUGAUCUUCUUGCUGAUAUGAUCCGAUCACUCGAUGCUUUCACUAGAAGUCACACACGUCUCGUUGUGGUGGUCGAUGGGCUCGAUAAUUGUGAGCAGGAACGAAUGGUUCAGACUCUUGAUGCUCUUGAGCUAUUAUUCUCGGCCCGCAAGCAUCGCCCCUUCAUCACAAUUAUUGCUGUGGAUCCACAUGUAAUAGUAUCUGCAAUCAAUCAUAAUAUGCAUUCAGCACUGUCUGGCACUGAACUCACUGGACACGACUAUCUGAAAAACAUCAUCAGUAUGCCGUUCUAUCUUCAUAAUUCUGCUCUUCGUCAGCUACAAUCUAAACUUCGUGAAAAACGAGAAUCGAUGGCAGAAUGGAAAGAAAGGUUCAAACGUCAAGACACAUUCUAUGGAUCACAUCUUUCAUUGAGAGAAGCUGAUGGAAGAACAAGCAGAAAGAAGUCCACUGUUCCAAACAUGAACUCGAAUAGUGUGGUUGGUCGGAAUAUGAAUGACGGAAUUCUUGGCGAAGACUACUUUUCCAAUAUGAAUCCUCGUGCCAUGCGUCGUAUUGUCAAUGCUUUAACUCUAACUGGACGUCUCAUGAGAGCUUUUGAAAUUGACUUUUCAUGGAUGUCACUCGGACAUUGGGUAUCUCUUCUCGAACAAUGGCCUUCACGAAUGUGUUGGCUUAUUGAUAGAGCUCUUGAAGUUCACAACAAUCAGCUUCUUCUAUCUGAAGUAUACUAUCAACUCAAGGAUCACAUUCCAGCUCAGGAUGAUUUGAUGCAGCUCGACAGAAAUUUGGAGAAUUUUGAAGGUUUCCUAGAUUCUAAAGGAAUCCCAUCAGCAGAGAGACUUACUGUUGGACAUGUCAAGAAAUUUGUCCCCUGUACCAGCAGUUUGGAUCCUUAUUUGAGAAAGUUGAUUCGCGAGAGAAGUAAAGGAUUAGUGGAUAUUGAAGCACAAGUUGGAAGUGCAGGAAUGGCUAUUCCACCGAAUGCGAGACUUUUGUUUAGUGAUGAUUUAACAUGGAUGUCGAUUGAUACUCCACUUGUCGAAAUGAAGCUUGAUGCAGUUGUCAACCUGAUCCGUAAAAUAGACAUUCCAUCAAAUCGCCUCGAUUCAAUUCUCGAUAGAUUCUAUCAAUUAAACUUAUGUGGAUUGGUUCUUGCCACGUGUCCAUUGCCAGAACUGAAGGAUAGUAUGCAAUUACCACUUGGUGAUUGGACUUUGAUUCGUUUGCUUCUUGAAACUCUUAAAGUAUUUGGCUCCUCUCCACCAGGACUCCGAGUGGAUAAACGAAAAGCACUGACACUCCGCGAAGAGGAUGAGGAAGAGGAAAUUGAAGAGGCAGCAGAAGCUGCUUUGAACUCUGAAAAAGAGCGUGCUCCACUUCUUGGAUCUGUGAGAGCUGAACAGAGAAGACGGUCCACAAUUGUUCAGAAUGCCACUGAGCUGAGCAUUGAUCACAAAUGUCUUAUGGAGAAGUUAUCGGGAAUGGAUUUGACUGAAACCGAAGGUGAUGUCAAUGAAAUGCAUUUCUCUCAUUUUUCGUCGUCAACUGAUGGACCAUCUCCAAUGGCUGAUGGAUUCCUUCCAGCUUCAGUUUCUGCUGCUCCAUCAGUCAGAUUCGACGAUAAUAUUAAUGAUCUGGAACGUGAAGCUUCUGACGCUGACAGUACACAAUCCCGAUACGAUUCGAAAGAAAAUCUUCUUGAAGAUGAAAGAAGUGCUUCUCCACCGGCACAUGUUGAUUUAAUGAGAUUUGACAGUGGAAAUACAAGCAGUGAUUUCGUACGGUCCAGUUACCGUACCUCAUCGAGAUAUCGUAGAAUGAGCCGAGGAGACUUGAUGCGAGGAAUGCACCAGAAUGACACAAUCCGAAGCAGUAUGGAUCAAAGUGGAACCGGAGCAGCGCCGAGCUCAUCGAGUUUGAUGGCAUCAGAUGAAGAUUUGAACCAGCAAACUGUACAACGACGUGGUGGAGACGACUUUGAGCGUAUCCAACUUGAACAACUAUUCAAUCGACAAUCCGAUGCUUAAACUAUUUCUCUGUAUACUUAGUAUUAAUAAUUCGUUUAAAUAUCCUAUCAUCUUAAAAUACUUCCCAUCUGUACGAAUUCUGUGAUAAUUUCAAUAUUGCCCUAAAUUAGGGAGCUUAAAUUUUUUCUUUUCUUUCAAGUUUCCUUCCUUCUCAUCAGCUUCAAACCGUUUCACUUUCCCCCAGUUUCUGCACGAGUGUUUCAUUCAAUUUUCAGUUGUUUUCAUUUUUAGCUUUAUCAUGUUGUUUUUUUUUUGGAUAGGUUCUGUGUUCCUGUCCGUGUGCCUUAAUCUAAGUCAAUAAUCUUCCCCUCAUUGAUCAAAUUCGAAACAUGACCCUUUUUAUUAGGUUUUUUUUCUCCGGUUUCACUUUCAAUCAUAGCAAUAAAAGUUAUAUAGCCUUUA